AUGCCAACAUUUGUUGAACCUGUAAUGGCGAAUGUCACCGCAAUUAAAGGUCAAGAUGUGGAAUUCAGGUGUCAAGUAUCCAAACUUGGCAAACAUAUGGUAGCAUUUGCUCGAGCAGAUACGCCACCGAGGUUAAUUGCUUUUGAUGAAAAGGUAUUCCGGCAACGAUACAAAUAUGAAAUUAGACGAACAAUGAACGAUAAUGAAUGGAUUUUAGUCGUUAAAAAUAUCCAAGAAAAUGAUAUAGGUGGUUACUCGUGUCAACUAAACACCGAUCCAAUACUUUCAAAAACUGGUUACCUUCAUGUUAAAGUUCCACCGUACGUGGCUCGAACAACAGCAGCAGUUGUAGAGGUACGUGAAGGACAAAAUGUUACUUUGUCAUGUCGAGCAUUUGGUGAUCCACCACCGACUGUCGUAUGGAGGAGACAAGAUCGACAGAUUAUCCGAUUUAAUGGUGUUACUGGCUAUGGAGCAACUGUAUUCAAUGGUUCUGAUAUGACAAUUAUUAAAGUAAGCCGUAAACAUAUGAGCGAAUAUAUUUGUGUCGCAAGUAAUGGUGUACCACCAGAUGAGUCCUGGACUGUGAAACUUCAUGUUACAUGUAAGUUAUCAUAUCAUUAA
Messenger RNA from Brugia pahangi, 624 nucleotides. Lineage: Eukaryota; Metazoa; Nematoda; Chromadorea; Rhabditida; Onchocercidae. The record is from the annotation of a GenBank genome assembly.